Messenger RNA from Penaeus monodon (black tiger shrimp), 312 nucleotides. RefSeq names its product respirasome Complex Assembly Factor 1-like. Gene Ontology annotation, biological process: mitochondrial respirasome assembly. NCBI's taxonomy places the organism in Eukaryota, Metazoa, Arthropoda, Malacostraca, Decapoda, Penaeidae. The record is from RefSeq and is a predicted model, not a curated record.
AUGUCAUCGCAGAGUUGACAGGUUGGUAGUGUAAGCGUCCCCGUCGACGUCACAAGCAGAAGACGGUCUCUGGCUUUCACACUUCCUCUCUCUCACCAUGAGUUCGCCCAAACCAAAACCCAUCCAGGAGAGAAAUGGCGUAGGGAAAAAAUGUGUAGGCAGCGUCCUCAGCAGAGCAAUGACCAGCAACUCAGAAUGGCCAGACAAGGAUGAGUUCUUGGACGUAAUAUACUGGAGUCGACAGGUGCUGGGAAUCGUGCUUGGUAUGGUGUGGGGCUUCAUCCCACUCAAAGGCUUCAUAGGUCUCUUUUU